AUGACUCUCCCUGACACCGAGGCGACGAGCCUCGCUCCUUCGCUCGACAUGAAUCCAGUCGACACAGCUGCGGCCACCUCUCACACCAACAGCUUCCACGAGACGGACAAGAAGCUCGCCAUCAUCUCUUCAGCUCAUGAAGAUGUGCCGGCCCCAUCCGCGCAACCCGUCUAUCCUACGGGGCUCUCGUUCUGGGCGGUCUUCGCCUCUGUACUUGCGGCUAUUGUGCUAAUCUCGCUCGACCAGACGAUCGUGUCCACCGCAGUGCCAGAGAUUACGAACCAGUUUCAGACGUUCAGCGACGUCGGGUGGUACGGUUCGGCGUACCUGCUCACCUCGACGUGCUUCCAGCCUCUGUUCGGCCGACUCUACUCGCGCUUCUCGAUCAAGUACACAUUCCUGACUGCGUUCACGCUGUUCGAGAUCGGCUCGCUCAUCUGCGCGCUGGCGCACGACUCGACGACCUUUAUCGUCGGGCGCGCGAUUGCAGGGCUGGGUAUGAGCGGCGCGUACUCGGGCACAAUGAUCAUCGUCACGCUCAUCUCGCCCGUAGAGAGGCGGCCGGUGAUGAUGAGUGUCGUCGGCGGCGCGUACGGCGCAGGCGCAUGCGUGGGGCCCAUCGUCGGCGGCGCUCUGACGAGCAAGACCACCUGGCGUUGGUGCUUCUAUAUUAACCUAUGCUUCUACCCUGUCGUGGCCGCCGCGAUCAUAUGGUGCCUGGCAGUGCCCAGGCAGAGCGACGGGCAGAAGAAGCAGAGUGUGUGGAGGAGGUUUGUGUUUAUUGACUGGCCUGGCGUGGUGCUGUCGUUGACCGCCAUGAUCUGUCUGCUGCUGGCGCUGCAGUGGGGCGGCGUGCGGUAUUCAUGGGGGGACAGCAAGGUGGUCGGGCUGAUCGUAGGGUUCGUCGUGAUUUCCGCGGUGUUUGCCAUCGAGCAGUGGUACUUGGGAGACAAUGCGAUCAUCCCCUUCCGACUGCAUGCGCAACGAACGGUCGGGUUUGGAAGUGCGGUCAACUUUGCCAUCGCCGCGUCGUACUUUGGACUGCUAUACUUCAUCCCUCUGUACUUCCAGAGCGUACGAGGCUCGUCGGCGAUCCGAAGCGGCGUCCAGACGUUGCCCUUUGUCAUCGCCGUGAUUUUCAGCAAUGCCGUCUCGGGCUCGCUCAUCACGGCGUUCGGAUACUACAUCCCCAUUCUUAUGAUCGGCACUGCUCUGACGUCGGUGGGGUCCGGACUACUCUACCUCCUCCGCCCGGAUUCGUCGCUCAGCCUGUACGUCGGGCUGCAGUUCUUCGCCGGUAUCGGACCGGGCCUGUCAUUCAUGAUCCCCUUCUCGGCGGUCAGCGCACGCCUCGAGCCCAAGGACAUCGAAAUCGGCUCAGCCAUCGUCACCUUCUGGCAAACCCUCGGAGGCACCGUGUUCGUCAGUGUCUGCCAGGCCAUCUUCCAGAACGACUUUAUCCGCCAACUGCGCGUACACGUUCCGCAGGCACCCGUCGACCAGAUCAUCGCAAACGGCGUCAGUGCCUUCCGCGCCUUCACACCCGCAGGCCUGCUGGGCCAGGUGGAGCUGGCAGCCAACUUGGCGGUCAACAAGACGUACCUGUGCAGUGUGGCGUUGGGCGGCGCCGCUCUAGCGUGCGUGUUUGGCAUGGAGCUCAACCGCCGCAUCCUGCCAGCCGACAAGCAGGCGCAGGAGCAGGCCAAGAAGGAACAGACCGAGGGGGAGAAGGCAUAG
Molecule: messenger RNA, 1737 nt
Organism: Sporisorium graminicola
Lineage: Eukaryota; Fungi; Basidiomycota; Ustilaginomycetes; Ustilaginales; Ustilaginaceae
Exons: 1
Coding region: 1-1737 (578 amino acids)
Biological process (GO): transmembrane transport
Molecular function (GO): transmembrane transporter activity
Source: RefSeq, a predicted model, not a curated record